Vicia faba (fava bean) is the source of this 1092-nucleotide messenger RNA. NCBI's taxonomy places the organism in Eukaryota, Viridiplantae, Streptophyta, Magnoliopsida, Fabales, Fabaceae. The record is from the annotation of a GenBank genome assembly.
AUGAUGACACCGCCUCUUUCCAACUUAGCAAAAGAGGAUGAUGAGUCUUUCUUAAACUACCUCAAGAGUCUACCUCCUAUAGACACCAACAACUGUGGAGCAUCUUUGAAUUCACUUGACAUGGAUUCUACUCCUACAUUUCACUCCUACGUCAUAUCAAACUUUCUCGCCUUAAAUGAGCCCAUGAGAAAUAACCCUUUAGAUACAUCAAUGCCUCAACAUUUUUCUGAGGAUGCAAAUAAAAUACAUUCACAUGAAGAAGCUGAUAAAGUUAUUGCCACCCAAGAUUACUCACCUGGACAUCAUCCUUUAAUCUCAAGUGAUGAGUACCCUAACUAUCUGCUAGACUUUCUUGCCAUGCCAGUACCGAAUGAUAUCUAUGUACAAGAUGGUGCUAUGAAAGAUUCAGUUGAGGGUGGAAAUUAUAUUCAAGAAGUAGGUCAGAUCGAGGCAAACAUUGAAGUUCCAGAUUGUGAUGGCGAAAACGUUAUUAGUGAAAUGCAAUCUUUAACUUUAAUGGAUAGAAAUCCAAUUGAGUGGAAGAAUGCUAGUAAUAAAAUGUGUGGGAGUACUAACAUAAUGCCAUUUCAGGACCUAACAAAUAAACAGUUGAAUCCUCCAAACUUGAAAAGGAAGAGGACAUGUCAGAUUGAUUUGGAUACUUCUUGCUUAACAAAUGAAAAUCAGGAAGAAACUGUUGAUUUCUAUAAGAGUAUCCCCACAAAAAAGAUGAAAAUCCACAAUUCAGAUGCAUGCAAUAACUGUAAAUGUAAAAAAUCUCAGUGUUUGAAACUUUAUUGUGUGUGCUUUGCUACUGGAGUUUACUGCACAGGACCUUGUUCAUGUCAAAACUGCUUGAAUAGACCUAUUAACAAAGAUAAAAUCCUGGAAGCUCGCAAGAAGAUUGUGCCUAAAGUUGAGGACCCCAACAAAAGCGGAUGCAAAUGCUAUAAAUCAAACUGCCUAAAGAAAUAUUGUGAAUGUUUUAAGGCUGGUGAUGGUUGCUCCCCGAGUUGUAACUGUCGAGGAUGUGAGAAUAUACAUGGUAGAAGGAUCGUGUGGUUGGAACAAAAUCUCAGCUUGAAGAACUAG